AUGAAGUCUUUUAGUGUCGCCUUGCUGGUUUCGGCGUUGGCGAACGCCAUUGAGCUGCCUCGAGCUGAAGCAGAGGGCUUUACGCUUGAACAAUACGAAAGCGGCUUCGUUCACGAAACGCUCAUGGGCGCCAAGAUGUCCUCAUUUGCGCGACAACGUGCUGCUGGCGAAUAUGCUUCCGAAAAGUACCCAGCUCUGACAGCACCAGCCAAAUGUGAGAACGGCCUUGCGAUUGUUGAGCAUGGCAAUCCCAACCAAACAUUCAAGUGCAACAAUAUUGAUCUCCUCGACUUCCAAAGCCAUGCAGAUCUUGGCAGCUUUAUUGGCGAAGGCUCUUCCUCCUGGGGUUGGGUCUCCGAUGAUGGACGGGAAUUUGUCGCUAUCGGCCAGGGAGAUGGGACAGCAUUUGCUGAAGUCUCUCCGGAGGGCAAACUCAUCUACCUCGGCCGCCUCCCUCAACAAUCCAUCUUCUCCCAGUGGCGAGAGAUCCGGUCUCAUAAGAACUAUGUCAUCAUUGGCAGCGAGGCUGUGGGACAUGGUGUACAAAUAUUUGAUUGGACAAAGCUGCUGACCAUCGACCCUGCUGCCCCGGUCAACUUCAGUACCAGCGCCGAUAUCACCGGAUUAUUUACCGAUCUGCCCGUUGGGCGGACCCACAACGUCGUGCAAGGGCCAGAGGGCGCCGAUUGGGUCGCCGUGGUUGGCGCUCAACCAAGGAACAGCACGUGUCGGGCGGGUCUAAUCUUCGUCGACACCACGGAUCCAGCCAACCCCUGGUCCCCCGGGUGCGCUGGCCAGGACGGAUACGUGCAUGAUGCCCAAUGUGUCAUCUACCACGGGCCCGACGAGAAGUACGAGGGCAAGGAAAUCUGCUACGGCUACAACGAAGACACCCUGACCAUCUACGACGUCACGGACAAAUGGGGCGUCAACUCCACCACCAUCAUCUCCAAGACGUCCUACGUCGGCGCCCGCUACACCCACCAGGGCUGGGUCCUCGACCUAAACUGGCAGACCCACCUCCUCAUCGACGACGAGCUCGACGAGGAGUACUACACCGGUCCCGCCGCGGACCGAUUCCCCGUGACCUACAUCUUCGACAUCACGAGCCUGGAGGACCCGAAGCAAACCGGCAUCUACAAAUCAAAGGCCUACUCCAUCGACCACAACCAAUACGUCUUCGACGGCCUCAGCUACCAGAGCAACUACGGCGCGGGCCUCCGCGUCCUCGACGUGAGUUCCAUCCCGUCGGACCCGACCGGCGGUGGCGUCGCGGAGGUCGCCUUCUUCGACAUCUACCCUGAAGACGACCACCUGCCCAACGGCGGAAUCAUCGACUACGUCGGCACCUGGAGCCACUACGCCGGCUUCCCCUCCGGCAACAUCCUGGUCAACACCAUCGAGCGCGGCGCCUUCAUCGUCAAGAUGAAGCAAUUCGAGAAGCGCGGCCGUGGUGCGCAUUUCAGGAAACCCAGGAACGUGUAG
This is a messenger RNA of Exophiala aquamarina CBS 119918, 1485 nucleotides long. RefSeq lists its product as uncharacterized. Gene Ontology annotation, cellular component: extracellular region. The coding region runs from base 1 to 1485 and encodes 494 amino acids. The record is from RefSeq and is a predicted model, not a curated record. The transcript has 4 exons. Lineage: Eukaryota; Fungi; Ascomycota; Eurotiomycetes; Chaetothyriales; Herpotrichiellaceae.